UUUGCUUUCAACGACGUUUACCUAUUCUCAAUCUCUCGACCCAUCUGCCUUUUCUUGCGACCAAGGCGGUUACACCGAACAACGGGAACGAUAAGAGCAAGAUAAUGUCUACGGCGACAGCACCAGCACCGACAGCAGCAGCAUCGGGAACAACAAAUGUGGGAGGUGCAAACGCAGCGGCAGUCUUCAAGCGUCUUCAUCCGGCGUCGUAUCUCUCUAGAUUCUUGAGUUCGGGAUACAGGCCUGAUGGGAGACCUAUCCUUCCUUCCUCCUCUUUUCAGUCCACCGCCUCUGCCUCUGCCUCGGCUGCGGACGAUGUAUGGAGACAAGUCAGUAUCAACACGGGCUCUAUAUCGACCGCCCACGGUUCGGCACUCGUGAGGAUGGGGGAUACCACGAUGGUGUGCGGGGUGAAAGCUGAGGUUGGGGAACCUGAUGCUGAGGCGCCUGGAGAAGGGUUUGUAGUACCCAAUAUCGAUCUCCCGGCAUUGAGUUCACCGAAAUUCAAACCUGGUCCUCCUGGCGAUGAAGCGCAAACGUACUCGAAUUGGUUAUACGAGUUGCUUGUUUCAUCAAAGACAAUCCCCCUCUCAUCGUUACUCAUCGCCCCAGGCAAAGCCGCUUGGGUACUUUAUAUCGAUGUGGUGUGCAUAAACUAUGAUGGGAAUGCGUUUGACGCAGCUGUUUUGGCCGUCAUGGCUGCUCUUAGGAAUACGAGAUUACCAAAAGCGGUUUACGACGAUGAUACCCAACGGACGAUUUGUUCGAGGACGGAGAGGUACCCGUUGUCGUUGGGGAGGAUGCCACUGGCAUGUUCGUUUGGAAUUUUUGAGAGCACCCACCUCCUUCCAGACCCAACGUCAUUCGAAACCCCAUUGCUACCCACCACGCUCACCAUCGCUUUAGACCAAGACGGACAAGCGGCUCUCGUUCGACAAGAAGGCCUUGGUGGUUUGAGAAAAAGAGGGAAAAGCGGGGAAGAGGUGGUGGAUGAAGCGUGGGGGUUGAGUGAGAGGCGGGCGGAGGUUUUGAGGAGGGUUUUGGAUGAGGCAGAGGCGUAGAGAUGAGGUUUUGGUGUGGGUUCAAGCUGGGGAGGGGGGGAGGACUAGGGUUUAUGUGGUGGGAAGGAGAUGGAGAUUCUGGAGAUGCAAGAUGUAG
Messenger RNA from Cryptococcus deneoformans JEC21, 1158 nucleotides. Its product is annotated as Opa-interacting protein OIP2, putative. The record is from RefSeq and is a predicted model, not a curated record. The transcript is spliced from 5 exons. Gene Ontology annotation, cellular component: cytoplasmic exosome (RNase complex); nuclear exosome (RNase complex). NCBI's taxonomy places the organism in Eukaryota, Fungi, Basidiomycota, Tremellomycetes, Tremellales, Cryptococcaceae. Gene Ontology annotation, biological process: exonucleolytic trimming to generate mature 3'-end of 5.8S rRNA from tricistronic rRNA transcript (SSU-rRNA, 5.8S rRNA, LSU-rRNA); nuclear mRNA surveillance; TRAMP-dependent tRNA surveillance pathway. The coding region runs from base 105 to 1061 and encodes 318 amino acids.